GGCGGCGCCUGGAAGUGGCGUUGCGCGUGCGCGCUUCCCCCGCGCGGGUCCGAGUGGCGUGUAGCUCCUCGAUCUCCGUGGUCCCGCUUCGGGACGCUAGUGCCCGCCGCCCGGAAUGUUCCCGGAACUCAAUAACCUUCUCAACACCACCCCUGACAGGGCGGAGCAGGGGAAACUGACUCUACUCUGUGAUGCUAAGACAGAUGGCAGCUUCCUUGUGCACCACUUUCUCUCCUUCUACCUCAAAGCUAACUGUAAAGUCUGUUUUGUGGCACUCAUCCAGUCCUUCAGUCACUACAAUAUCGUGGGACAGAAGUUGGGUGUCAGCCUGACUGCAGCACGGGAAUGUGGGCAGCUUGUGUUCCUGGAGGGUCUCAAGUCUUCCGUGGAUGUCUUCUUCCGGGCUCAGGCGGAGCCACACCCCCUGCAGUUCCUCAGGUCAGCCAGCCUGCAGCCCUGCUCAGAAGUGCACACCUGGGAGGCUGAUGCUGGGAACCUGCAGCCCCUGUAUGAGUUUGUACGAGAGGCUCUGAAGCCCGCGGACGAUGGGCAGGCUGCGUGGAGGUGCCCGGUGCUGCUGGUGGAUGACCUCAGUGUGCUGCUGAGCCUGGGCAUGGGGGCGGUGGCUGUGUUGGACUUCAUUCACUACUGCAGAGCUGCUGUGUGCUGGGAACAAAAGGGAAACAUAGUGGCCCUGGUACACGACAGUGGAGACGCUGAGGACGAGGAGAACGACAUCCUUUUGAAUGGCCUUAGUCACCAGAGCCAUCUGAUUCUGAGGGCCGAGGGUCUGGCUACUGGCUUCUGCAGGGACGUGCAUGGGCAGCUGAAGAUCCUCUGGAGGACACCAUCACAGCCUGCAGCCCAUCGGGACCGGAGCCUCACUUACCAGUAUAAGAUACAGGACAAGAGUGUGUCCUUUUUUGCCAAAGGAAUGUCUCCUGCUAUUCUGUGACCUGAUUGAGAAGCAAACGUGGUGACCUUCGAGUGUUUUCAGACAUGAAAGAUAAAGCAUCCAGCAGCAGUGGACCUGUACACCUUUGAUGUGGCAUCUCAGCCUGGACCGGCAGCCCCACUGUGACACGGGGCAGAGGAAGGGUGCUGUGAUGGCAUGCCUUCGCUCCCCUGGGCCCUGUUAGAAAGCACAGAAGGACCUGCAACCUGGCCUCUGUGGAGAGGGACGGGCUGAAACAGGGUGAAAGUGGUCCCAGGAGCCUUUCAUUACAUCCGCUUCAGCCUCAACCGCCCAUUUUUGCUGUCGCCUUUCACAGCCAGAGUGGGUAUGAUUGUACCAGCUAGGAGACAGUUGGCAGGCCUCCGGGGGACACUGUGGAUAAUCAUGGCUGCCGUGAGGAGAGUCCUCAUGUCGUGGCUUCCUCGUAGUGGACUGUCUCAUCCACUGCAUCCUGCAGAGAGGUUUGCCCUUCAGUCCAGUCGGAAAACCAGCUUCAGGAGGCUGGGCAGCAUGCUCAAGGCUGUAGAACAGGCUGCAGGGAAUGGAGCCUGACUCUGGAGUCCUCACUCGCUGACUGAGCCUCACAGAAACCAGGGGCAGGCUCCCCACUCGGGUCACCGGCUCGCUUCCUCCUGGUUUUCUGUGGUGAGAAGGGUAGAGAGUGUUCUUACUGCCAGGCAAGAUGGGGCCUUGGCAACUUGCAGCCUCCCUCAGACGUGAGCUCUUGCCCUAGCGUCCCAGAGAUGCCACACAGGCCAUCAGCCAAGAUCACCCAGGAGUGGACGCCAGGGGCCUUCCCUUAAACUGGGUACAUUUUUGUUGUAUGCAAAUAAAACACUGAUUCUAAAAGUAAAUAACACUGCUCUGCAGGGAUUGAGGAAA
Molecule: messenger RNA, 1837 nt
Organism: Canis lupus familiaris (dog)
Lineage: Eukaryota; Metazoa; Chordata; Mammalia; Carnivora; Canidae
Gene: ELP6
Product: elongator acetyltransferase complex subunit 6
Exons: 7
Coding region: 116-955 (279 amino acids)
Biological process (GO): tRNA wobble uridine modification
Cellular component (GO): elongator holoenzyme complex
Source: RefSeq, a predicted model, not a curated record